Messenger RNA from Protopolystoma xenopodis, 2598 nucleotides. Lineage: Eukaryota; Metazoa; Platyhelminthes; Monogenea; Polystomatidea; Polystomatidae. The record is from the annotation of a GenBank genome assembly.
UCUGCUAGACGACCACUUGAUCUUACUACUCGCGCCCCAACCGAUGUCUCAAUUGUUUCUUACGACGAUGACGAUGAUGAAGAAGAUGCUGAUGAGGAUACUCUUAUAGGAGAAAACGAUUAUCAUAGUGAAGUAUAUAACACAGGAUUAGGAGAGACGAUAAAUAAUAUUCGCGAUGCACAAGUCAUUAUUACUGAUGAAGUGGAACGAGACGGAGCUGUGGAGUCUGGAGACCUAGAGAUUCUUGGAAAUGAGGAAGGAAGAACAUCUCAAGGACAACGGAACCGAUGUCUAGGCCCGUCCAUCUCGCGCCACUUUGCUUCUGUUCUCGCCACUCAUCCCGCUGCUUUGUCUCGCCUUGAGGGACUGGUUCAGCUCGCCUCUCAGGUCCUCACCUCCGCAUACUUUUUUAAUCCUCCCAGAGAUCUCGACAAUAUGCUUUUUCCACCGAUUUUGCCCGCUUCUAGACAAGAAGCCACCACAGCUCCUCUUUUUUCUUCCUCAUCUACAUCUACUGCUACUUCUGUCGAGCUAACUGGUAAUAAUAGUGAACAUUCUAUUUCUACAACUGCAGGUGGCUUACUACGCUUCCGUGAUUUUGAUGGUUCUCUUCGAAACAAUGAAGAAUUGGAGGGACAGAUUCUGCAAGCUUUGAUAUUUCGCCCUCAAUCCUCUGUUUUCCCUAUUUCAAAUGCUCAAGGUUCACUAGAGGCUUCUAUAAAUCCACCCAUCGAUGGAUUCGAAUGGGUUAUACGUACAAGCAUACCAACUUCUUUACCUAGUCAAAAUCCUGCUAUUUCCGUCGUUCCCCCUUCACCUACUUCUACUUCCACUGUCACCACAACUACCACUGGCAGACAGGGGAUUGAAAACAAUCAUAGCAACAGCAUUGGCAACACUGUCAUCUCUACGAUCGGAGAAACGAGGGGCUCGCGACGCCGAGCAUCUCCAUCGGCUCCAUUUGCGUCUAUCUCUCUGCUCUCUUCGCCUCUUGGCGACACUAGUAUCAGUAGCAGCCCGACUACAACCGUCCCUAAUUCUUCUAGUUUAUUUACGCCCCCAUUUGGAACACCUUUCCUUUGCCUUUCUUCAGCAGGAAAUGAUUCAGAAUCCACUGGUCUACUAAACGUUUUUCCUCAGGUCAUGUCGAGUUCAGCUUCUGAACCUUCCACGGCUUCCCUGGCUUCCCGCUUCGUCUGGGACAUCGGCGAUCCCGAAUCCCCUUGUGGCGGUAACUCGUCUGUCGAAUUGUCCCAAACACCUCUUUCUACUUUAUCUGACACCUUAGCCCCACCUUCGACACCUCUCAUUCUUUCACCUCGCGUUGGUUUAGGAACUUCAACUUCACAGCUACGUUCCUCCACAGAUUCGGCAUUAGCCCAGAAACGACGUCAUUCUCAGCUUAUUUCCCAGCAGUCUUCGGAUGCCUUUGUAGUUAUCAGCUCGGAUUCAAACGGAGAAAUCAAUACCACAGAUACUAGUGAAGAAGAACAGGCCGACCAUGCAGUUGGGGAUGACGUGACGCGAAAAUCCGUUUUAACUAACUCUAAUGCAAUUUCAUCUCAUAUUCUCCCCAUAUCCUACUACUCAUCUACAUCUUCUGUCUAUUCCUCAUCUUGUUCUUCAUCUGCUUCUUCUCUUCCCUCCAUGCCUAAGCGCCGACUUCUAUCUCGUCGCCACAGAUCCCAGCAAAGUUGCUCUCGCCUGGAGCCUGUCAAUUCCAUAGUAUCAAAAUCGCAAACUUCACGUCAUUUGGUAGAUUUGACUAUUGAAAACAAUGAGCAUACUGAUGAUGAUGAUACUGAACUCCUUCAAGACAUCUACAGUCUCCUUGCUGACAUUUCAACAACCCCUCAGCUUGAAGGGGUUCAGUCAACAUUAGGCCUAGAUUGUUCUUCAGCAGCUGUCGGCCAGGAAGAUCAGGACGUUGGUUGUCAACUUAUCGAUAAAUUGGAGCUUCCCGAGGGCGAGCCAAUGGAAAUUGAUAGUGAGGAAAUUAACCCCGCAUCAAACCCAGCUAAUCUUCAGACUCCUUCAGAUCUGAAUGCUCCAAACUCCUUGACUUCGCGCCACUUCAGUAUGGUCGCAUCCACUUCACAGCAAAUGCCUGAACGAAAUCGUACAUCUUCUUACCAUCAGAAUAAUCGCUGUUUGUCUUCCCGUGAUGCAAAUCACAAUCGCUCUUCUAAUCUUUGCCAGCACCAUAACAACGGAUCUGACUUUCCAAAAGCGACCUACCACACAAAGCGCUCACGCCAUUUGUCCCCAGCUCAUCGUUCGACUACAGAAGGAAAGCGCCCUCGUGUCAGCCAUUUGGAGCAGAAAUGUCACCAGCAUUCGGAGGGUUCGAGGCUUCUGCACUCUGCUUCUUCAGGUUUUGUCUGUUCGCCCUGCAUAUGUCGAAUAGGGAAUGAAGAAGGUGACAACAACCUGGACGAGACUGAAAGACAUCAUGAUGUUGGUAGGUCACAUCUGAAUUCUCAGAGAUCGGAUCGUUCACGCCGUCGGCCUGCUCUGGCCCUGACCUCGAAUAAUGGGAGCCCAAUUAUUUCUAAAUCUCUUAGACCCAACGACUCUGAUUCCGGUUCCCGACAACAG